Molecule: messenger RNA, 1548 nt
Organism: Fusarium proliferatum ET1
Lineage: Eukaryota; Fungi; Ascomycota; Sordariomycetes; Hypocreales; Nectriaceae
Product: putative fatty acid transporter FAT2
Exons: 5
Coding region: 1-1548 (515 amino acids)
Biological process (GO): fatty acid metabolic process
Molecular function (GO): medium-chain fatty acid-CoA ligase activity
Source: RefSeq, a predicted model, not a curated record
AUGGCGCUCACACUUCAAACAGCCAUUGACAAGAGCAACCCGCUCGCAGAGGCCAUUAUCGUGCCACUUAAGCCCAAGGCCCUCACCAUCAGCUACUCCAACCUCGAGGCCGACGUGUCCGCCUUCCAGCGCAAGCUCGCCGAUCUCGGCAUCACAAAGGCCGCGCCUGUUUCUAUCGCGCUCGUCAACUCGUACGAGUUCAUCGUCUCUUUCCUCGCCGCUUCGUGGCAGCGCGGUAUCGCGGCCCCUCUCAACCCGGCUUAUAAGCAGGAUGAGUUUGAGUUCUACAUCGAAGAUGUCAAGAGCGCUAUCGUGCUUGUUCCCAAGGGAGCUUGGGCUGCUAGUGCGGCCAGUGUGAAGGCUGCUAAGAAGUUCAACGCUGCUGUUGCUGAGUGUUAUUGGGAUGCUGCCAAGGGUGAGGUUGCGCUCGAUGUCAAGGACUAUGGUCUUCUCAAGGGGCAAAAGGAGAAGGUUCUCACAGCUGAGCCUGAUGAUGUUGCUCUUAUCCUUCACACCAGCGGCACUACCUCGCGGCCCAAGGUGGUCCCUCUCACUCACCGCAACCUGACCCGAACCAUGAACAACAUCAAGAACACAUACCAACUCACACCCAAGGACCGAACCAUGCUGGUCAUGCCUCUGUUCCACGUCCACGGCCUUCUCUGCGGUCUCCUCGCUCCUCUCUUCACCGGUGGCUCUAUGAUCGUUCCCACCAAGUUCUCCGCUUCCGAGUUCUGGACCGACUUCAACACCCACAAGGCCAACUGGUACACUGCCGUUCCUACGAUCCACCAGAUUCUUCUCAAGAGCCCUCCUCCCAGCCCCAAGCCCGAAAUCCGCUUCAUCCGAUCAUGCUCCAGCCCUCUGUCACCCACCGUCUUCCAGCAACUUGAGGAGACUUACAACGCCCCCGUUCUCGAGGCUUAUGCCAUGACUGAGGCUGCUCAUCAGAUGACAUCCAACCCUCUCCCUCCCGCCAAGAGAAAGGCCGGAACUGUUGGUAUUGGUCAGGGCGUUGAGGUGAGGAUUCUCAAUGAGCAGGGCGAGGAAAUUCCCCAAGGCUCUGAGGGUGAGAUUUGCAUCAUUGGUGAGAAUGUCACCAAAGGAUACCUCAACAACCCUUCCGCCAAUGCCUCUUCCUACCACAAGAACGGUUUCUUCCGAACGGGCGAUCAGGGCAAGAAGGAUGAGGACGGAUACAUCAUCAUCACCGGCCGUAUCAAGGAGCUUAUCAACAAGGGCGGCGAGAAGAUCAGCCCUAUUGAGCUGGACAACGUCUUGACCCGUCACCCUAAGAUUGGUGAGGCUGUCAGCUUUGCUAUUCCUGACGAGGUCUAUGGUCAGGAUAUCGGUGUUGCUGUUGUUCUCAAGAACGGCGAGAAAUUGACUGCCGAGGAGCUGAAGGCUUGGGUAGCUGAGCGAUCUGCCAAGUUCAAGGUGCCCAAGAAGAUCUACUUCACCGAGAUCAUGCCCAAGACCGCAACUGGCAAGAUCCAGCGAAGAAUCGUUGCCGAGACCAUGAUGAGCGCUCCCAAGGCGAAGCUGUAA